ACUUGGGCUCGCGCUUCCCGGCCCGGCGCGGAGCCCGGGGCGCCCGGAGCCCCGCCAUGUCGCAAUCCAACCGGCAGAAGGAGUACAAAUGCAGGGACCUGGUGUUCGCCAAGAUGAAGGGUUACCCACACUGGCCAGCCCGGAUUGACGAGAUGCCUGAAGCUGCGGUGAAAUCAACAGCCAACAAAUAUCAAGUCUUUUUUGGGGGGACCCAUGAGACAGCAUUCCUGGGCCCCAAAGACCUCUUCCCUUAUGAAGAGUCCAAGGAGAAGUUUGGCAAGCCCAACAAGAGGAAAGGGUUCAGCGAGGGCCUAUGGGAGAUCGAGAACAACCCUACUGUCAAGAACGACGUGAUAUAA
This is a messenger RNA of Elephantulus edwardii (Cape elephant shrew), 359 nucleotides long. Its product is annotated as hepatoma-derived growth factor-like. NCBI's taxonomy places the organism in Eukaryota, Metazoa, Chordata, Mammalia, Macroscelidea, Macroscelididae. The record is from RefSeq and is a predicted model, not a curated record. Bases 57 to 359 code for a protein of 100 amino acids. Gene Ontology annotation, cellular component: nucleus. Gene Ontology annotation, biological process: regulation of transcription by RNA polymerase II. The transcript has 2 exons. Gene Ontology annotation, molecular function: transcription coregulator activity; double-stranded DNA binding.